Molecule: messenger RNA, 1413 nt
Organism: Bacidia gigantensis
Lineage: Eukaryota; Fungi; Ascomycota; Lecanoromycetes; Lecanorales; Ramalinaceae
Exons: 3
Coding region: 1-1413 (470 amino acids)
Biological process (GO): tryptophanyl-tRNA aminoacylation
Cellular component (GO): cytoplasm
Molecular function (GO): tryptophan-tRNA ligase activity; ATP binding
Source: RefSeq, a predicted model, not a curated record
AUGGCAACAGCUGGAGAUGUCCCAGACGAGCCUGGGCAGCCUCCAGGACUGACAGCCCUUGCACUUGCCCAAGAAUCUCAAGAUCCCAAAGCCAAAGAGCAGAUUAUUACUCCCUUCGAUGUUUCUGGCGGGGUUGACGAGCAUGGCAAGGCAAUUGCGAUUGACUACGACAAGUUGAUUGACAGAUUUGGAUCUCAACGAAUAGAUCAAGCUCUGCUAGAGCGCUUCGAGAGAUUGACUGGACGCAAACCUCACAGAUUGAUGCGCCGUGGCAUGAUAUUUAGCCAUCGGGAUCUAGGCUUCAUAUUGGAUAAAUAUGAGAAAGGCAUCCCAUUUUUUCUGUACACAGGGCGAGGUCCAAGCAGCGAUAGUAUGCACGUUGGACAUGCGAUUCCCUUCGAAUUCACAAAAUAUCUUCAGGAAGUGUUUAAUGUACCCUUGAUCAUCAUGCUCACAGACGAUGAAAAAUUCAUACACUCACAAAAAUUGACAUUGAAAGAAUGCAAGCAAUUUGCCCGACAGAACGCUAUGGACAUUAUUGCCAUAGGUUUUGACAAGAAGAAAACUUUCAUAUUCGCGGACUCUGAAUUCAUAUACGGAGGCCAAGGCAUGGACUUCAGUCGCCAUAUCAUGGAGAUCGGUAAGAGAACAACCAACAACCAGAUCAAAGGCACAUUUGGUUUCAACGACACCAACAAUAUCCUCGAAUUCGCCUUCCCGGCAACCCAAUCCGCCACCGCCUUCGCCCCCUCCUUCCCCUUCAUCUUUGGCACCGACCCCAAAAAAACCUCCAAAGUCCCCUGCCUGAUCCCCUGCGCCAUAGACCAAGACCCCUACUUCCGCCAAUGCCGCGACAACGCGCCCCGCAUUGGCCUCCUCAAACCCUCCAUAAUCCACACCGUCUUCCUGCCCUCCCUGCGCGGCAAAGAAUCCAAAAUGUCCGCCUCAGAUCCAGACUCCACCAUCUACCUGUCCGACACGGACAAGCAGAUCCAGAAGAAAGUCGGCAAGGCGUUUUCUGGUGGGCAGGAUACGCAAGAGCUGCAUCGGCAAUUGGGGGGACGGACGGGCGUGGAUGUGCCGUUUCAAUACUUAAGUUUUUUUCUCGAGGAUGAUGAUCGGUUGGAGGAGAUACGGCAGCGAUAUGAGAGCGGGGAGAUGCAGAGUGGGGAGAUGAAGAUUACGGCGGCAAAGGAGCUGCAGGCUUAUGUUCAUGCGUUUAGGGAGAGGAGGAAGGCGGUGACGGAGGAGGAGAGGGAUGAGUUUAUGAGGCCGAGGCAGUUGGUUUUUAAGGGGAUGCCGGGGGAGAAGGAGCAGAGGGUUGCGUUGGAGGCGAGGAAGGGUGUGUUGGUGAAGGAGCUGGAGAGGGUGGAGAGGGAUAUUGAGGGAAUUCAAGUGCCGGAUGGGACUUGA